GCCCCGCUCCCGCUGGGCGCUAGCCACACCAGACCUUUCCCCUGUGCUUCCGUCUCUCUACCGGCUUCUCUCUCCUCGCUGAACCCCCACGAGCACCAUGGCGCUCGCGUCCGGCACGUCGUCCCAUCCUCUCCUCGGCCGCCCCACCGGUACCGCCGUCUCCUCCUCCUCCGCCUUCUCGGUCCGGUUCCCCCGCGGCCGCAGGGCCGUCUCCCUCCGCAGCGGUUCCGCACCUCCAGCUGCAGCAGCAACAUCUGGUAGCAUUGCUCCGGCUAUUUCAUUGACUGAGAAGGCCUUCAAACAUCUGGAUAAAAUGAGGGCUGAACGGAAUGAGGAUCUCUGCUUAAGAAUUGGAGUGAGACAGGGAGGAUGCUCAGGCAUGUCCUACACCAUGGAGUUUGAAAAUCGUGCAAAUGCCAGCCCUGACGAUUCAGUUAUAGAAUAUAAUGGUUUUGCAAUAGUCUGUGAUCCAAAGAGCCUUCUCUUCAUGUUUGGAAUGGAGCUGGACUACAGCGACGCUCUCAUCGGCGGCGGCUUUGCCUUCCAGAAUCCAAAUGCAACAAAAACCUGUGGGUGUGGCAAAUCUUUCGCCACCGGAAAAGAAACGGAGAACACAGCAACUGCCUGCAACAACUAAAGAAGUAUAGUAUUAGUUCCGUCAAAACGGGAUGUAGCUGCCUUAUAGCUUGCUUCUGUUGGUAAAAUGAGUGUGAUGGAUAUACCACUGAUGCAUUCUGAAGAAUGACACGAUUUGUACUGGCACGGCCUGGUGUGUAUCCAGUGGGACUUGUUACUGCUGUAAGCCUGUAACCUUAAUACUAAGUAUAAUUCAAAGAUAGUUACAGUCUUGUUUAA
This is a messenger RNA of Phragmites australis (common reed), 855 nucleotides long. RefSeq names its product iron-sulfur assembly protein IscA, chloroplastic-like. The record is from RefSeq and is a predicted model, not a curated record. Gene Ontology annotation, biological process: iron-sulfur cluster assembly. The transcript is spliced from 3 exons. Bases 98 to 637 code for a protein of 179 amino acids. Gene Ontology annotation, molecular function: protein-macromolecule adaptor activity; iron-sulfur cluster binding. Lineage: Eukaryota; Viridiplantae; Streptophyta; Magnoliopsida; Poales; Poaceae. Gene Ontology annotation, cellular component: chloroplast stroma.